AUGUUCAAAUCGGGCACUAAGAACGGCCUCGUGGCGACGCAAGAUGAGAUACGCGCCGAGAAUGCGAUCCAAGACGCCGUAUUGAUUCAAGUGGAGAAGAAUCUCAAGGAGAAGACUGGAGAUGACGACGGAUCUUCUGAUGCGGCGCUCCGACGGACCGUCGUAGAUACGGGUUACAUGUUGAAGGACCCUACGGUGUGGAGAAUGUACGUCGACGGGUUUGUGCCAGUCAAGGAGCGGAGCCGUAGAAUAGGGAAUGAGAGAUGGUUGAGUGUUGUCUGUUACAACUUCUAG
This is a messenger RNA of Colletotrichum orchidophilum, 294 nucleotides long. RefSeq lists its product as uncharacterized. The record is from RefSeq and is a predicted model, not a curated record. NCBI's taxonomy places the organism in Eukaryota, Fungi, Ascomycota, Sordariomycetes, Glomerellales, Glomerellaceae. The transcript has a single exon. The coding region runs from base 1 to 294 and encodes 97 amino acids.